Molecule: messenger RNA, 360 nt
Organism: Colletotrichum navitas
Lineage: Eukaryota; Fungi; Ascomycota; Sordariomycetes; Glomerellales; Glomerellaceae
Exons: 11
Coding region: 1-360 (119 amino acids)
Source: RefSeq, a predicted model, not a curated record
AUGGCUUCUGAAUCCGGCAAUUCCUUCUACGCUAUUAAUAUUACUUCUAAUAAGUUUAAUUCUUUAUUAUCUUAUUUAAAUAACUCUAGUCCUACUGUUAAUUAUAGAGGCUUAACUAAAUACUUAGUAUACCUAAAGAGAAUAUUAUUAGAUAAAUUAUCUUAUAAAGAUCAAGAAAAAGUAUUAAAAAAUAACUAUAGUAAUAUUAGAAAGCUGAAAAGAUUAGGGAAAAAAUUCCCUGUUAAUAGUUAUAAAACAAAAAUACCCCUCUUUACUAAUCUUUCUCUAGGGAAUAUUUAUUAUCAACUAUUAGAUAUUAAAGCCCUAUAUACUUCUAAAGAAAACCAAGUAGAUAAAUAA